This is a messenger RNA of Penicillium daleae, 1884 nucleotides long. RefSeq names its product putative LysM domain protein. The record is from RefSeq and is a predicted model, not a curated record. The transcript has a single exon. NCBI's taxonomy places the organism in Eukaryota, Fungi, Ascomycota, Eurotiomycetes, Eurotiales, Aspergillaceae. Bases 1 to 1884 code for a protein of 627 amino acids.
AUGAGUUCCCAAAAUAGCUUCGUCAAUGCUUCCCUGAGCUCCAACACUGUCAGCGCAGGCACCUCCGCGGUCCGAUCGCGCCCUCGCCGCCUCGUCUCCUUUAUCGACGACGAAGAUGAAGAUUCCAGCACCAAAACUAGCAACUCCUCCUAUCAAGAUUCGCAACACUUUGCGUCGGGUCUUUCUACAACCCUCUCAGCCAAUGUUGGAACUGCACGAUCUCGUGGUGCGACCCCCUCACCAUUGUCAUCCCGUGGAACCUCGCCGCUGCCCAUGAAACACCCCUCCCGCGUCACGCAACAGAGCAAUCGCGGUCGCAACGAAUCGUCGUCUUUUGCUUGGAAUGGAUCAUCAAAGGCGUCAUCUUCACGGGGUGCUACAGACUUUCUAGACUCGUCAUGGUCGUCUCUCCAGAACCUGGCCUCGUCAGUACUUGGUAGCGACACUGGGCGAAACACGACAAAUAAUACGGCAAAGGGACAUUCACGAAGGAAACCAUCGCGAUCAGACGUAUAUAUUCGAAGUAUUCCUCGGUCUACGCCGGCUGCAUGGGGUCCAUCAGGACAGAGCACACCAGAAAUUGGAACUGGAACCAAGGAGGAGCGUCAAGCACUGGUUCAGGCGAAGAAACGCGAGGCGCUUCUGCUUGCAGACUCCGACCCGAUUAUUAGCAGCGCUUUUCGCCACAAGCGUCGAGACUCUGGGGAUUACUUCGACCAGCCGCUUGAUCCAGAGCAAGACGAGGAUGCCCUUGCAUACAUUCACCCUGUCCAAGCAACGGACAGCAUCACGGGGGUCACAAUUAAAUAUGGAUGCCAACCUGCAAUCUUCCGAAAGGCGAACGGCUUCUGGCCCAAUGAUAAUAUUCAAAGCAGGAAGACGGUGCUACUGCCAGUCGAUGCAUGCAGCGUGAAAGGGAGGCCAAUACCACCUGCAGAAGCCGAUCUUCUGACGCUUGAUGCUGAAGAUGCGAGUGGGAGCUCUAUCACACCGGCCACUGCGUGCAUGAAUGGCUCAUUGUCGAAUCAGAAGACCCCUGGAACCGGCGACACCGACAGUAAUCAGAUUUGGAAACAUGAGUCUUGGGUGAACAUUGACGGGUUCCCGUCCGCAGUACAGAUUGGCCGAGUCCCACGAAGGGCAUUGGGCUUUUUCCCACGCACACGCCGAAAAUCUGUAUCCUAUACCGAUGCAGAGCCUCUCCAGGACGACUCUUCACGAGAUCCAACCAGGACUUCGUCGCCGGCCAGUUCGCCGCAGAUUACUCCAACGGACGGUGUUCUUCCUCGGGCGAGGCCUCGCCCAGGCCAGUCAAAUCCAAUCCGUCCCCAGCAUCGCCGCCAGCACAGUAGUAUUCACCUGGCUGCUACAGGCGUAGGUACUCUCGACCGAACUUCCACUGGACCCGGACCUGCUUUGGACGGCUUGAGCAAAUUCUUCUCCCAGCACAUGCCGAAUCUGGUCCCUCCUCCCGUCCCCGAGAACCUUCGAAGAUCUUCCUUUGGAUCGGAGUCCACGGCAACGUCCAAUGCGUCAACGGGUCUGGAGAACAUUGGUGGGGCUGUCGAGGGAUGGAUCCGCAAGGUCGCGACCCGCACCAAGGCCGGAAUCAGCGAGCUUCAACAAGGGUCUCCCAACCAACAGGCUACUAGCCGUGGCCGUGGGCUCUGGGGAUUAGGCGAUCUGAUUGAGUUGGAUGAUACUUUUGAAGGUCGACAAUCGCCCAGUGUUCUAGGUCCCUCCCGGAGAGAAGCGCAGGGCACAAGCUCUACCUCUUCUUCAUAUCGAGUUGCAGGGACUUCGGCGUCCGCGACGAGCAGGUCUCGCGCGACGAACCUUGGAUCGGGCUCGAAUGCAUACGGCGAUCGAGCAAAGGACGACUGA